Fraxinus pennsylvanica is the source of this 348-nucleotide messenger RNA. NCBI's taxonomy places the organism in Eukaryota, Viridiplantae, Streptophyta, Magnoliopsida, Lamiales, Oleaceae. The record is from the annotation of a GenBank genome assembly.
AUGGGGAGUAUCUACAUAUGGGUUUUCAAGGAAAAGCCUAAGAAUGCUCUGGCUAAGAUGCAGCUGCAGAAUUAUAUGAAUGUGCAUUCUCGUCAAGGGGAUCGACCCUUUCUAUUUAGUGUUGAUAAAGGUUUUGUUCGAUCCCAUAGGAUGCAACAUAAGCAUUACACGGGUCUGUUUAACCCUCAGUGUAUUCAUAGCAUUGAGGUUGUUCCUUCACCCAAUCUCACGGAUCUUGAUGAAGAUGACCGCAGAAGAAGGGCAGAACUCGCGGAAAGUUACUCGAACUUUACCAUCCCACCUGAAGCAAGUGACUACAGUUCGUGGAGAAAUAUGCCAACCACAUGA